Messenger RNA from Daldinia loculata, 3096 nucleotides. Its product is annotated as apses-domain-containing protein. The record is from RefSeq and is a predicted model, not a curated record. Gene Ontology annotation, molecular function: transcription coactivator activity; protein binding; DNA binding. The transcript is spliced from 3 exons. Gene Ontology annotation, cellular component: MBF transcription complex; SBF transcription complex. Bases 178 to 2778 code for a protein of 866 amino acids. Lineage: Eukaryota; Fungi; Ascomycota; Sordariomycetes; Xylariales; Hypoxylaceae.
GGCGCAUUGUCCCCCUCUUAACGAUCCACAUUAUCUCGGACUCAGAUUUAUUUUUUUCUACCUUUAAUCUCAUUGACGAGUCCCGGGAUUUUCUGCACAUCUCGAAUCCACUUUGACCCGCUACUCUACAUACGGAUUACUGCUAUUACCUAUUACUACUCUACUACUCUACUACUGAUGGCCUCGGCAACAACCGCUAUCUCGCAUCAUUAUCAACAGCUUGACAUCCCACGCACUACUGCCGAACCAGCUAGUAACCCUCUUCAAGCUUUAUCGAAUUCUCAACGCCAAUCACAGUCUUCUAUUCUGUCGUCGUCACAAUUUCCAGCUUCCACUGAGAGAAGCAGCGGCAUAGUCGCUGCUAUAGACAGCGUCAAAAUGUCGCAAUCGCAACCUUCAUCGCAGCAGUCUUUUACCAUGAGCCAGCCCGCUCAACCCUAUAGGCAGUUCUCCGAUUCCAAUAUGAGACUGGGAAAUGGGCAUGGGCAUGGCCAUGACCAUAAUGCACCGCAAAUAUAUUCUGCUGUCUACUCUGGCACCGACGUCUACGAGAUGGAGGUUAAUGGGGUCGCUGUCAUGCGCCGCCGCGCAGAUAGUUGGUUAAAUGCCACUCAGAUCCUCAAGGUUGCCAACAUCGAUAAAGGGAAGCGAACGAAAAUUCUUGAAAAGGAGAUACAGACUGGCGAACAUGAAAAGGUACAAGGCGGUUAUGGGAAAUAUCAGGGCACCUGGAUUAAAUUCGACCGAGGCGUUGAGGUAUGCCGUCAAUACGGAGUUGAAGAAUUGCUCCGUCCUCUCUUAAUCUACGACAUGGGCCAGGAUGGUGGCAUCGCGGGCAGAGGAGACAUUAAUACUCCUACCAAAGAGCAGGCUAUGGCUGCGCAAAGAAAGCGCAUGUACGCUGGAAACGACGGCCGCGCCAAUGGGUUAUCUGGAACCUUCUUUAAGAACAUCUCGAGUACGGCAUCUAACGCUGUCGCUGCUAUUAGCAAGGCUCGCUUCGAUUCGCCCGGCCCGAGGGGUCGGAAUGGUCCGACAAGACCACCUGGUUUUAGUCGGCAGUCUUCGAUGCAGAACGUCGACGACUUUCAGGGGAAUUCCCAGCAGAGCUUUACCUCCGACUACGGCCAAAAUGUUGACUCGGCAUAUUCAACCCAGAAUACACAGAUCUUCAACGGUGAAGAGCCGUCGCGAAAACGUCAAAAAGUUGUUACGCCUGCAGAUAGUUUUGGAUAUGCGUCGCAUUCUAUGGAUAUGUACGCCAAUAAUUUCCCCGGCUCGCCUACGGAGCCCAACGAAUCUUUCCAAUACUCUCAAGCCGGCAUCGACGUACAUGAGAACGACACUCUGCCACUACCCCCCUUACCCUUUGAGCUCUCUCCGGAGGCGGACCAGAAGCGCAACCUACUCAUGGGGCUCUUCCUAGAUCCUAAUGCCAACGCCUCUGACUACUCUCAAAACGAAGCUCUCCAGACGCUAUCAGCUUUGGACCUCGAUGCACCAAUAGAUGCAUCGAGUCAUACUGCUCUUCACUGGGCCGCUACGCUAGCUCGAAUACCUCUUCUGCGGGCGUUAAUAUCGGCAGGUGCGAAUCCUUAUCGAAUUAAUGCUUCGGGCGAAACAGCUUUGAUGAGAGCAUCGGCGGUAACGAAUAACUCAGAUCAGGUUUCGUUCCCUGAAUUGCUCGACGUUUUAGGUAACACUAUCGACGUUCGAGACAACAAGGGCCGAACCGUUUUGCAUCAUAUUGCUGUUACGAGUGCUGUGAAGGGUAGGAGCCAUUCCAGCAGAUACUACUUGGAGAGUCUCCUGGAGUGGGUUGUGAGACAAGGGAGCGCGCCGAGCAGCCAAAACGCGACAGCAAACGGCAACUCUAACCAACCGAAGAUGGGCAUCGGUCGAUUCAUGAGCGAGAUUGUAAAUGCGCAAGAUAAGUCUGGCGAUACCGCGCUAAAUAUUGCGGCACGGAUCGGAAAUAGGAGUAUUAUCUCGCAGUUACUUGAGGUGGGUGCGGAUCCCGGUAUCGCUAACAAGGCAGGUCUCAGACCGGUUGACUUUGGAGUGGGCGGCGACGUUGGGGAAGAUGGGGCCAAUGGUGAUCUGAUGGUAACCGACAAGGCAAAUAUUGGCGGCAAUUGCCAGAAGACCCGAGAGAACAGUGCUGAGAUUAUUACCUCUAUCACACACCUUCUGAACGAGACUUCUAACAGCUUCCAAACGGAACUGAGAAAGAAGCAACAGGGUGUUGAUUCACUUCACGUCUCUUUGCGGACGACGUCUACCCAAUUGGGAGAUGCGCGACGCCAGCUUGAGACAUUACAAGCAGCUGCUAAAUCGCAAUCCCUCGCGCGUCAGAAGAUAAGCAACCUUAGUCGGGGUCGUGACGAGGAGCAGAAACACUUAAUGCGACUGGAACAAAAUUAUGGUCGCUUAGAUGCAAAUAACUCUUGGGAGACAGAACUCGAUGCAGCUUUGGAGCCUGCGGAUGGAGAUGCACCGAAUGCCGCUCUGUUACCUAACUCCGUGGUCCUCCGUGCACGUAUACAAGCACUUAGGAAUAGGAAAGAUGCUAUGCGGAAGAGUAUAGGUUCGCUCAAAGGCCGUAGCAAAGACGUCGAAGUUAAAUACCGACGAGUAGUAGCGCUGUGUACCGGUGUGUCGGAAAGCGAAGUUGACGUCGUCGUAGACGGCUUAUUACGUGCCGUAGAGAGCGAAAGGGGCGAACUUGAGAUGGGCCGCAUACGGAGAUUUCUUGGUGGUGUUGAUGGGGUGCAUUGAUGGAUCGAAAUUGUGUAACGGCUUUGGGCGUAAGGGGUUUUAUAAUCAGGUCUUGUAUGAGGUAUGGCAUUGUUGGAUUUGUACAUCUUCAAUAUUAGGACCAUGUGCUGGUUGCAUUUAACAGCAGCCAUUGGCAGGUUUAGGGAGGGAGGGGGGCUUAUGAUUCCACGUCCAGCAUUAUUCCGCGGCCGACUGUAUAUAGGUAUAUGCUGAGCACUACAAGCUGCAAGCAAGGAGUCGAAUUUUUAAACGCACAUAUCACAUGAUGGGGUUUUCGUCCCGAUACUUUUAUCUGGUAAUCGUUGCCGAUUUGAGAGC